Molecule: messenger RNA, 3492 nt
Organism: Anopheles marshallii
Lineage: Eukaryota; Metazoa; Arthropoda; Insecta; Diptera; Culicidae
Gene: Bdp1
Product: transcription factor TFIIIB component B'' homolog
Exons: 5
Coding region: 1-3492 (1163 amino acids)
Biological process (GO): RNA polymerase III preinitiation complex assembly
Cellular component (GO): transcription factor TFIIIB complex
Molecular function (GO): TFIIIC-class transcription factor complex binding
Source: RefSeq, a predicted model, not a curated record
AUGGCUACCCGACGACCACGCGUUAAAGUUGCGGCUAAUCUUAGCAUUCGUCGACCACCAAAACAAAAUACGACCAAUGCUGCUGUAGACUCAAUCAAACAGGAGGUUCCAGUAACUCUACAAGAGCCGGUUAAGGAACACGAUGUGCAGAAUGCCGCAACAACUAUAUCAGCGUCCAUAGAUGUAGUGACUGUAGAAAUUGCUCCAAAAGGCACACUUCUGACCCCUAAACCGGAAGUACCGCGUGAAGAACCGUUCCAGGAUUUUAAACUACCGAAACCGGUAGAUGAUGCUGCGAAGCAGAGCUGUUCCGAUUCAACCGCAAGCUUGGCCAGCACCUUCCACAAUGGCGAAGAACCAAUGUCCCCACGAAAGCAGGAUUCUCGUUCCAUCUUCACUCUACCGCUGGCACGUAAAAGAAACCGCACCGAGUCACUCACCUCGAACAAAUCCCUUCCGGAGGGGGUUACUGUCAACAAGGUAACCAGGAAGCUGGCAACCAAGCAGGAAGAAUCCCAACGCACUCAGGAGAACAAGAAAGAGAUCCGCAAACGCUUAACCAACAUCGAAAAUGUAAACAAACAGAACCUAACCAUGUUUGACAUGAUCUACUACAAUCCGAUCAACAACCCGAUGACGCCGCCCGCACUCAGUAAGCGUGGUUCGCUGGAAAAUAUACCCAAAAGUGUCGAUGGUCGUGAGAGGGAUGGAGAGCGUAGCCGCAGCGUAAGUAAAUCCCGUUCGCCUACACCGGCUCCGUCCGGUUCGAUGCCAGUAACGGCCACCGAAAAACCAUUAGCCCCGGUUCAGUUAACACCCCAACUGAAGCUGGGUCCAAACGGUGAAAUGAUACUCGAUGAGGCUAGUCUAGUGAUUGAGAAUGAGCGCGAAAAGGAAAUGCGUGAAACACUAGCCAAUACGGAUAUAGUGUACCAGGACGAGUACAGCGGCAAUUCCGGUUACUACAGCCGUAUACGAAGGACGAAAGAUUGGACUGAUGAAGAAACGGUUCGCUUCUACCGCUGUCUACACACGAUUGGGACAGAUUUCUCCAUGAUGUUACCGCUGUUUCCCCAACGAUCUCGCCGUGAUCUCAAACUUAAGUUUAAAAAGGAAGAGCGUAUCAAUCUUACGCUGGUAAACAAAGCGCUACUCCAUCCGAAGGAAUUUAAUGUGGAUGAGUUGCGGCAACAGUUUGCGAAGGAAGAUGAACUGCUCGAAAAGCAAAGAGAAGAGGAAAAGCAACGCAAAAUGGAAUCGAUUGAACAGCAGCAAAAGGAGCAAUUGCGCAAAAAACUCCUGUUGCAAAAGUCCAUCAGUAGUAACCCUCAAAGACGAAUCAGCAAAUCAGAGCGUGUGCUGACGGACGUUUCGGAACCAUUGGGAGAAGAGGUAAAGAAACCGAAACGUAAAUCGCCCUCGAAGAAGCGAUCUACCACGAAACCAAUUAUCGUAACGCUUCCAUCGAUUGUGGAAGCAGAGCAAGAGAAGGAACAGGCUCAACAACAAGAGUUUGGAACCGUUUCCGAGGUCAACAACGCCAUGAUUUUGCUGUGCAAUUCACCAGAUACUAUAACGAUGGAUGUUGUCCCUAAGGAAAGCUUAAAGCAACGGAAACGUGCCCCAGUGCCAAAGAAAACAGGUACAGCAACACUGGAUACGAGCACCAACAUUGCUGAACUGAAGGUUGCACAGCAGGUUGAGUCUGUUCACGAUAUCGUUAAAUGUUCCUUUGCUGGUACGGUGAAUACACCCGAAAGCUUCCCAGUUGAUGUAGCAGCGUCUAAAUACUCGAAACGAGUCCCUGCAUCGAAGAAACUUGAUACUACGAUGCUGGUUUCUACCAACGUUACCUCUAAAAUGCCCCCGGAACAACAACAACAACAACAACACCAGUCUGAAUUCGUUCCUGGGCAUGACAUUUUACCUAACUGUACACCUGCCAAUGCAAACAAGGUACCAGUGAACUUCGCAUUGGAUAAUGCGACCGGUGGAUGCUCCACAAAAUCAUCUUCAUCCGGUCAACCCAACAGAAAUACAUCACCUGUUCCGGCUUCUUCAAAUGUUGUCGAAAUGCCCGAACAGCUACCGGUUGAGACUGUCUCAGAAGAAAACGUGCUGGUAAUAAUGGACCCACCGAAGAACAAAUCUACUCUCCGAACUCCUAUGAAUAGAGGCGCGAAGAAGCCUUGGAGGCGUAUGAAACGUAAAUUCAAGCAAAAGAAACAAGCUUAUCGUAAAUCCACGUCCGUAUCGGCCGCUUUAAAGAACACUGAAACCAAAGGGCAAGCAGAUUGUGCUGUUGUAAUUAAAAAGGACAUUACUGAAGAAGUUCCAGUGGACGGUAAUAUUUCUAACGCGUCCGUCCCGAACAAUCCCAAUGAACCGUUUGUUUCGUACGAACCUGCUGCAGUAACCUACGACAAUGCCAACUUAGAUUUACCGAUCGUCAAGUACCAGUGUAUGGAUGAUAUGGAGAUGGAUGGUUAUCAGAUUUCGGAUGACAUCAUGGAUACUGCUGAUUAUGAUGCUGAUGGUGCGGGUGAUGCUGCUGCUGUGGUUGCUUCUGCUUCUACCGACAACAUCGUGCCGGACCAGGAAGAUGAUUCUAUCACUGUGAUAACGCUGCAAAACCUCGACGAUCAAACUCACACGACCUGUAUCCGCACGGACGUUGGGCAGUCAGUGCAGCCUACUAUGAUCAAUGAGCUAACACCGGUGGAGAUCAAGUACGACGAGUACGAAUCGGGUUGCCAGCAGCUGGUGCUGUCUUGUGCAGCAACCACGACAAAGCAAGAGCUGUGCAGUGUUGAGAAUCCUAAAGCGAAUGCAAACAUCGAAACGAGUACCGGCCGGAUUGGGGCUAUUAAUAUGCAAAUGAUUAAUUGGCCACCGGCGACUGUGCCGACAACAGAAUCGAUCUCGUAUAUGGUAUAUGAAAAAUUAGAAUACGGCUCGUCCAGCGGAACCGUCAUCAUUCCCGACAUUUUGCCCGAUAAAGUGACAGCGUUCGCGGGAGAGUCGGCUGAAUACGCUUCUGCUGCGCAAGGUGCUAGCAAUGUACCGAAGCCAGAGCAGCAAAAUUCAACAGAUGCUGUGGAUGACAUGCGAAAUAGGAUGAGCUGCUACAAAACGGUCACUAACAGCAGCCCUAAGCAUGUGACGCAAUCAAAUGCAUCGCGACGCGAAAACCAAGACCUGCAAAAGUACACACUGUUUGAUACGGGCAUUUCUGCCAAGGAGAUUGAAGAAGAACCAGAGGAGGAGGAGGAUGCGGAAGAGGACGAUGGUGGGUUUUCGCUUGAGGAUAUAGAUAUCAAUUCGUUGGUGCUGGUCGAAAGUCACGAUAGCGUUGAUCCGUCCAAAACUUUCUACGAAAUUUACGUAUCGCACCCAGAUACGGGCCAACUAAGCGAAAAGCCGCUCGAUGUGCCGGCGGACGUGAUUGAAAACAUUCGGCAAAUAUUGGAGGCUGGUGGGACCGAACGGUAA